UUUUUGUCCUAGUGCUAUUUUUAGUUUACUCGGUAGACAUCCCGGAUUUUAUUGUUAUUGUUAUACCACAACACUGGAGAGAGAUAGAGACAGCAAAGCCGAUGGGCUUCGUCAUUGUCGCGACAGAACCGGAUGAAGAUCACGGCGUUGCUGGUUCUCAAGUGCGCCCCAGGGACACCGGAUCCGGUGAUCCUUGUCAACUCCUCCGACGUCUCUCACUUUGGCUAUUUCCAGCGAAGCAGCGUCAAGGAGUUCGUCGUCUUUGUCGGCCGCACCGUACAAGGUGCACUUACAGACUACAAGAUGCACGCUUACAGUCGAAACGGCAUUUGGGCUUUGGGUUUCAUGAACGAUCAUCCCGUUCGCAGUGCCUUCUCCCUUCUCAGUCGGGGUCUGGAUGAUGAGCAGAAGAAUUUUGGCGAGACAUGGAGGCCAGCAAAAGAAGACAGCAGUCAGCCGUGGCCAUACUUGAACGAAGCUCUAUCAAAUUUUCAGGAAGUUUCUUUCUUUUUCUUAAUCUUCUCUAAAUCUGGAGCACCCGAGUCUUACUCUGAACUGUAAGGAAAGGAGAAGAUAACGGAGCAGUUAGCCUCGCUUAAUGGGAUCCAUGUGCGUGCCCAGGAUCAAGGGCUAUGCCUCUAUGUAAGAGGAUGAGGAUCGGACCUAAGAGAGUUAGGUGAGGCCUAAGAUAGCAAGUCUGGCUACGGACGAGAUUUCACGUUGGGAGUUCCAUCCCUAUAUCCUGCAUAAAAACUAUUGACAGAGUGCUCGCCCGAGGUGAGAAGUGUUCUGAUUUGAGCAUGGCAUCACAGGUAAUGAUGUCCAGCCAACUGUGUGCGCAUCUCGGCGAUACCUAACAUGAGGAGAUGUUUUGGGCGUUUGAUUGAAACAGAUGUUGUACAAGCAAUCGAAGAAAACAAAUUCGUGUUGUACUGUUCUCCGUUGUGGAUGCGCGGAUCUACAAAACUCUUGCCGAGGAAACCGCCUCUUUUACACAUGGUAAAUUCUUCAAAGCUCUUAUGUAAGAAGAGGAAAGUCCAUAUUACUAGAGAAG
This is a messenger RNA of Tarenaya hassleriana, 1054 nucleotides long. RefSeq names its product VAMP-like protein YKT61. The record is from RefSeq and is a predicted model, not a curated record. Gene Ontology annotation, cellular component: Golgi apparatus. NCBI's taxonomy places the organism in Eukaryota, Viridiplantae, Streptophyta, Magnoliopsida, Brassicales, Cleomaceae. Gene Ontology annotation, biological process: endoplasmic reticulum to Golgi vesicle-mediated transport. Gene Ontology annotation, molecular function: SNAP receptor activity.